Messenger RNA from Phyllostomus discolor (pale spear-nosed bat), 2927 nucleotides. RefSeq names its product G protein subunit alpha transducin 3 (gene GNAT3). The transcript is spliced from 9 exons. Gene Ontology annotation, cellular component: photoreceptor inner segment; heterotrimeric G-protein complex; photoreceptor outer segment. Gene Ontology annotation, molecular function: GTP binding; G protein-coupled receptor binding; G-protein beta/gamma-subunit complex binding. NCBI's taxonomy places the organism in Eukaryota, Metazoa, Chordata, Mammalia, Chiroptera, Phyllostomidae. Bases 1425 to 2573 code for a protein of 382 amino acids. The record is from RefSeq and is a predicted model, not a curated record. Gene Ontology annotation, biological process: sensory perception of sweet taste; adenylate cyclase-modulating G protein-coupled receptor signaling pathway; detection of chemical stimulus involved in sensory perception of bitter taste.
UAUAGGCAAGUAGCAAUAAAAAUAUUUCCCCUUUUCAUUCAUUUUAAAGCAUUUCUUUUUCAUUUCAUCAUUUUGUGAAGUUUUUUUCAAAUAAUUUAACUAUAAAGCUUAGUUUAUAAAUACUAAGAAUGUUAAAUUACAGUCAUCUUAAUUAGCAAUUUCUGCCCAAAGCAAAAUGAGCUAUAGUCAUAUCUACUGCAAUAUAUUGUGUAUUUCUUCAAUGUAAGAAAAACAAUUUUAUUUAGCCCAUUCUGUAGUCUUACAUGGUCUUUGUCACUGAUUUUUUAGCACUUUAAAUUUUUUGCCUUUUUUUCUCCUAAAAAUAUUUUUGUGAGUUCAGGAGCUUAUUUUUUUAUUCCCAGGUGGAAAUUGUUUGAUUAUCCUCAGGUGUUUGCUUGCUUGCUUAAAAGUUCAGAACAGUUCACUGCAAAGUUGCUAUUGUCCUUUACAAAAGGAUCUGAUUCCAAAUAAUUACUGUUUGUGUGUUGUGCAUCAUUUGACAAUAUUUCUCCUUUUCCCUUGUUAGGAUUAGAGAAGUCUCAUAUAUUGUCCGACAAAUCCCCCUUUCAUUAUUCAGUCAGCUGUACCUGAAUAUAGGUUGCCUCUUUCUCUUCACCUGAUCUAAAAAACCCACCUGAAUGCUGAAUCUUUCUCACAGGAAUGACAAGAAGUUAGCACAUGUAUCCAGAUCAACCCAGAAAGCUUUCCCCAGAAUUCAGCCCAGCUCCAAGCAACCAUUCUGCAAAGAAUAAAAGGAAGCAAUCCUCAAAGUGCUUCUUCCCAGAUGUUGUCAUAGGAAGACCCUGAACUCACCCUUUCUACAGACAGCAAUUGUCCCUGAAGAACUGAGGGCUGACUGAAUGUUCUGUACAACAAAUGAGGAGAUCAAAUAGAAACAGGUAGGAUUGAUGGAGACACAGUACAUGAGACCCCCUCCCUCAAUGCACCAGACUGAAGUAGGAAACACUCACUGAAGGACCUGGAAGCUAACUUGCCUGCCCUGGGGCUCAUGAAAACUGUAAAUCUAGGGCCAAGCGUAGCUUACUCCCAGAAUUCCCUGAGGCUCACACCCCUUCCAGCUUCAUCUCCAGAACCCAAGCCCCCCAUGCAGCUUAUCUUUGGGACUUCCCACAGACCACACCCACUUCAACUACAGGUUCAACUGGCCCUUCGAGGUGGUUACAGUGUAGCUUGCCCCAGAGUAACCCUUGGCCCUUGUCCACUUCCAGGUCUGGUCCUCCAUACAGCUUGUCCCCAGAACUCUCUGCAGCCUGAGCCUCCUCCAACUCCAGUUCCAGCCAGCCUGUCAAGGUGACACCACAGUGACAUUGACCCUGAGAUACACCAUGGCCUGAGCCAGCUCCAAAUAAAGCCCUAGUGACCCACCCAAGUGGCUUCUAUAAGGUCUGCUCCUGGGCUACUGUAUGUCUUGCACAUAUUCAGCUUUAACUCUGGAACCUGGUGCAGAUUCCUCUUGGGACUUCCCACAGACACAUCUACUUCAACUCCAUCUUCAAACAACCUGCCAAGGGGGCCCUGGUGCUGCCUGUUCCCAGGACUCCCUUUGUCUUAUGGCCUCUCCAGCUCAAGGUCUAGCUGGCCACCAAAGACACCUAUCUCCAAAAGGAGCAGGAGAAUCUGGAAAAAGUACUAUUGUUAAACAAAUGAAGAUCAUCCAUAAGAACGGUUACAGUGAGCAAGAAUGCAUGGAGUUCAAAGCAGUAGUUUACAGUAAUACAUUACAAUCCAUCCUAUCUAUUGUGAAAGCCAUGGCUACCCUUGGGAUUGAUUAUGUCAAUCCUAGAAGUGCAGAAGACCAACGACAACUCUGUGCGACAGCACACACCCUGGAAGAUGGUGGAAUGACGCCUGAGCUGGCUGAGGUGAUAAAACGACUAUGGAGGGAUCCGGGAAUCCAGGCCUGCUUUGAGAGGUCAUCUGAAUAUCAGCUCAAUGACUCAGCAGCUUACUACCUUAAUGAUUUGGACAGAAUAACGGCUCCUGGAUAUGUCCCAAAUGAGCAGGAUGUUCUACAUUCUCGAGUAAAAACAACUGGAAUCAUUGAAACUCAAUUCUCCUUUAAAGAUCUUCAUUUCAGAAUGUUUGAUGUAGGUGGACAGAGAUCUGAGAGAAAGAAAUGGAUUCACUGCUUUGAAGGAGUCACAUGCAUUAUAUUCUGUGCUGCACUCAGUGCCUAUGACAUGGUCCUGGUGGAAGACGAAGAAGUGAACAGAAUGCAUGAAAGUCUUCACUUGUUCAACAGUAUCUGUAAUCACAAGUACUUUGCAACCACCUCCAUUGUCCUGUUUCUCAAUAAAAAAGAUCUCUUUCAAGAAAAAGUGACCAAAGUACAUCUUAGUGUCUGCUUUCCAGAGUACACUGGGCCAAAUACAUUUGAAGAUGCAGGGAACUACAUCAAGAACCAGUUUCUAGACCUGAAUUUAAGAAAAGAAGAUAAGGAAAUUUAUUCCCACAUGACCUGUGCUACAGACACUCAAAAUGUCAAGUUUGUGUUUGAUGCAGUUACAGAUAUAAUAAUCAAAGAGAACCUGAAAGACUGUGGACUUUUCUAAUCAAUCUUUUUUUCUUCCAUCUGGCUCAUGUAUGUUUUUCAAGAUAUAAAAGGAAUGGUGCUGGUGCUGUGUGAUAUGUUUAGUUUUAAUAGAUAAUCUAGAAAUAUAAGUAGCGUUAUAAAGCAUAGAGGUUUCACACAAAGUUUUAAUGUAUUGUCACCUGUAUCUGGAUCAGUUUAAAUUUCUCUAGGACACUGAGGAGGGGUUGUCUUUGAUAUCCUCAGCUCUAAAAACUCAUACGUUUUUGUAGUUCUAUAUCAGUACGUACCACUGAUACCAAAUUUGCUUGGAAAUUAAUUUCUGCAUUGUGACUUAUUUUUAAUCACUGACCAAUAAAAAACACAAGGCAAUCCA